ACACCAUGGUAAAACUGACGUCUGCCUGGGUGUGCACGAUGGCGUAAUUUCCGGGAAGUAAAAGUCUAGCAACACGGAAGCGUAGGAAAGAAAACAAAUAACCGUUUAAAUUUGUUUCGAGCAGAAGUCGGAGCUGACGCCUCUUCGCGCCGUGUUCGCCGUCUGGACCCCCGUCUCCACCGUACACGAUGGAUUUCCUGUUUGGAAGGAGGAAGACUCCGGAGGAGAUGCUGAGGCAGAAUCAGCGGGCACUCAACCGAGCCAUGCGAGAACUGGACCGGGAGCGAAUGAAGCUGGAGCAGCAGGAGAAGAAGAUUAUCGCUGACAUCAAGAAAAUGGCCAAACAGGGGCAAAUGGACGCCGUCAAGAUCAUGGCCAAAGAUUUAGUGCGCACUAGGCGCUACGUUAAGAAGUUCAUCAUGAUGAAAGCCAACAUUCAGGCGGUCAGCCUGAAGAUACAGACACUGAAGUCCAACAACAGUAUGGCGCAGGCGAUGAAAGGCGUCACCAAAGCCAUGGCCACCAUGAACAGACAGCUGAAACUGCCUCAGAUCCAAAAGAUCAUGAUGGAGUUUGAGCGACAGAGUGAAAUCAUGGACAUGAAGGAAGAGAUGAUGAACGACGCCAUCGACGACGCCAUGGGAGACGAGGAUGAUGAGGAGGAGAGCGACGCCAUUGUGUCCCAAGUGCUGGAUGAGCUGGGUCUGAACCUGUCCGAUGAACUGUCAAGCUUGCCGAGCACUGGCGGAAGCCUGUCGGUGGCAGGAGGGAAGAAGGCGGAGCCUCAGGCGACCCUGGCCGACGCAGACGCAGACCUGGAGGAGCGUCUGAAUAACCUUCGGAGAGAUUGAGCGCUGUGGCGAAGCCUUUAAUACAAACAUACUCGAAUCUC
Messenger RNA from Pundamilia nyererei, 892 nucleotides. It is a transcript of the gene chmp2a, whose product is annotated as charged multivesicular body protein 2A. The coding region runs from base 189 to 851 and encodes 220 amino acids. Lineage: Eukaryota; Metazoa; Chordata; Actinopteri; Cichliformes; Cichlidae. The transcript is spliced from 6 exons. Gene Ontology annotation, biological process: vacuolar transport. The record is from RefSeq and is a predicted model, not a curated record.